ACAAUGUUAUCAAUGUAACAGAUAUGGACACAGUAGUGUAUAAAAGGAACCCUUGGUCUUCAAACGGAUGCUCAGACCUUAAGGGGCUACCCAGGUCUGGGACCUCAUGCAGGAGUAGUAAUAAAGCUUCUCCUGAUCUCACCAUUCCUGGAGCACCGCUUGUUCUUCCUCUGCCUGGGUCAAAGGCUAGAAUUCAUUUCUACAACCAUAAUGCUACGCCAUCAGUGACCCCAAUGGCUUUGGAAGGAAGAUGGCGGGAACGAGGGAGAAGUGCUCGAAGUCUAGGAAACCGCGAGCCCAUCCUCGCUCGGCUCCUGUCCUGGGCCCAGAGUCCACAAAGCCCUCCCCCCAGCGCGCGCGCACGCACAGCCCCGUCGGACGCUCACCCGAGCAGCGGGAGGCAGCAGCACUGUCGGGAGCCGGCGGCUGGGACAGGACGCUCGCGGGAUCAGGCUCCGGCUCCCCCAAAGGGCACCGGGCGGAGAAAUGACAGGAAAUGGAAGGGAAAGUGCAAUCCAAGGAGAACUCUCUUGAUACUUGGGAAGAGGGUCCUGGGUGAGAGAGGACUUGACAGUGUGCAAUCUGAUGAUUUGACGUAUGAGUACUCUGUGAAAUGAUUACUACAAUCAAGUUAAUUAACACAUUCAUCACAUCACAUGGGCAGCGUCACAGGGACGCCAGCGGCAGCAGAAGCCAAAAGAGAAGCCGAGAGAGAAGCAAGAGAAGUAGAAGUUGAGACAAGACCGGAGAGCCCAGAUAGAAUGAAGACUUGCUGGGGGCUGGCCCCCCAGCUUCCUUACCUGCUGUGUACCGGGUAAAUCCCAAUAAAAAGACCUGCAAGACCACUGAGGACUCUGACUCCUCCUUUACCCGGUCUGCUGAAUCAGAAAACCUGCACUGUGUCCUGUCCUGCCUUUACAAGAAGCCACUACAGAAAUUUUAGAGUUGAAAGGAUUUUUAA
Messenger RNA from Talpa occidentalis (Iberian mole), 961 nucleotides. RefSeq lists its product as uncharacterized. The transcript is spliced from 4 exons. Bases 24 to 617 code for a protein of 197 amino acids. The record is from RefSeq and is a predicted model, not a curated record. NCBI's taxonomy places the organism in Eukaryota, Metazoa, Chordata, Mammalia, Eulipotyphla, Talpidae.